Molecule: messenger RNA, 1103 nt
Organism: Marchantia polymorpha subsp. ruderalis
Lineage: Eukaryota; Viridiplantae; Streptophyta; Marchantiopsida; Marchantiales; Marchantiaceae
Source: the annotation of a GenBank genome assembly
GAUCACUUGAGCUGAGCGACCUGAGCGACGCGCUCACACUCUUCUUCUAAGCAGCUUUUCGAACUCCUGACUGACAGCAGCAAUAUGGAGAGAUCUCAUGGGACUUCGACUAUGGCCGUGUUUUUCGGUGCACUGAUUAUUCUUUCGUCAGGAUGCUGCAGCUCCGCCAGCGCCUUGAAGCUGAAGGCCGUGAAUUUCACGUACUACUUGCACGACGAUUUCGUGCUGCCAGACGUUAGCGCUGUAAAAGUCACCGGUCCCAACCUGACUCUCGGAAGCCCAGCUACAUUCGGCGAAAUCACCGUCUUCGACAGCGUUCUCAAGGAGACAAUUUCCAAUGAUUCAGCCCAAAUCGGGCACAGCUCGGGCCAAGUUACGGCUUUAAAAGAAUCAGUAGAGAAGUUCAUUACCUUCGUGCAGGAUAUUACAAUCCUCGGCUACUCCGGAACCAUCUCCUGCUCUGCCAGGUUCAACUUCAGCGCCCCGAAUUGGGAGGUGGGUGUCAACUCUGGCACAGGUUCCUUCAGAGGAGCGAGUGGCUACUUAACAGCCAGCGUAGCCGUUCCCGACCCAGCUGGAUACAUUCUGAAGUACGAAGCGAAUCUGAUCCUUCCGCAACAGUAGAACAGAUGUUAUGAUUUGCAAGAUAUUUGAUUUGAUUAGAGAGGAGGUUUCCUACUCAGCGAAUUAUGCAGCCCGGGAGCGUGGCUGUUGUGUUCGUUCCCGUGUAAAUUCCCAUAAGGAGAUUGGAUCCAAAAUUAUGCACUUGGUGGUUCUCAUACACCAUAUCGAUUACUCCAUUACACCCUUUUACUCAGGAUUAAUUACAUAUUGUAGGGUGCCCAUGCGUGACCUACACAGUGUAAUACAGUCCCGGAGAAAGUUCUGCCUUCGGACUGUCACAUGGAUGCCCUACAUGCAUGUUUACCAGUAGAAACCUCCACUUUGCGCUGGCAAAUCUUCCUCUGCGGUGCUCUGUAUGUCCAAUACUAAAUAUCAAUCCUACAUGAUAUCAAUCGAGCUAUUGGUUUUCCGCUUGAUAAGUAUUGUUGUUACAGACAACGGUACGUGUUUUCAGAAAGAGCCAGGCUCAAUAGCAUGUC